This is a messenger RNA of Pelobates fuscus (common spadefoot toad), 859 nucleotides long. It is a transcript of the gene C1H13orf42, whose product is annotated as chromosome 1 C13orf42 homolog. The transcript is spliced from 3 exons. NCBI's taxonomy places the organism in Eukaryota, Metazoa, Chordata, Amphibia, Anura, Pelobatidae. The record is from RefSeq and is a predicted model, not a curated record. Bases 1 to 798 code for a protein of 265 amino acids.
AUGCUACGAAAAAUUCAUUCGGUCUUUCAUCCGAAUUCCUGCAGUCGAGAUCUUCUUGAAGCAAACUCUUCAAAUAAUGGUACAGUUUCCCCAGUCCGAUUGGUUCGUAGUACAUCUAUGUACGUGGUGGGUCAUGCUAGACCGGCCUUUAGUGAGUCAUUAAAGAAAUACAAAAGUACCACCAAUAUUGACACAUCUCAUGGUGAUUGCCUAUACAAGGAUGAUGACCGAGUGUGGAUGUUUGCAAAGACUCAAUAUUUUUUGCAGUAUCUUCAGGAUCUGUUAGCUCUCAGAAAGAAAUAUCUAACUAGUCUGCAUACUUUGAGAUCUAUGACCACAAACUCUGAAUAUUCUUCUUACUCUACUACAUCUUCCGAAGAAGUUAAGAAACCGUCAGCGCGACAGCCUAGAGAUUGUAAGGUGACCAAGGAAAAUCCAAGACAAAAUCAAAAUUCGGAAAUCUCAGAUGCAAUAGCAUAUUUUGAUUCCGUUAUUGCAGAAUUGGACUCAGAAAGAGGAAUAAGAGAACCAAGAAGUAUAUUCAGCAAUGCAGAUGUUGACUUUGAUGUGGCCACGAGUAGCAGAGAACAUAGUCUACAUUCAAACUGGAUACUGCGGGUUCCAAGUAGGACCAACUAUGAAGUCUCAAAAGUAGAGGCUGCACACUGUCAGAAAUGGAGAAAAAGCAACGGGACAACAAGCUACAAGAGAAUAGAGAGGCAUCCGAUCUACUUACCAAAAGCCGUAGAAGGAGCAUUUAACACCUUGAGAUUUAACCCUGCAUGCAAACUCAAAUAAAUCACUAUAUGGCAGGUUAAGGGUACUCUGCAGAGAAAUGUAGCAGAAAACAAGGAUUACA